This is a messenger RNA of Lacerta agilis (Sand lizard), 972 nucleotides long. RefSeq names its product probable G-protein coupled receptor 33. Gene Ontology annotation, molecular function: complement receptor activity; G protein-coupled receptor activity. The record is from RefSeq and is a predicted model, not a curated record. Lineage: Eukaryota; Metazoa; Chordata; Lepidosauria; Squamata; Lacertidae. The coding region runs from base 1 to 972 and encodes 323 amino acids. Gene Ontology annotation, cellular component: plasma membrane. The transcript has a single exon. Gene Ontology annotation, biological process: complement receptor mediated signaling pathway; positive regulation of cytosolic calcium ion concentration; inflammatory response.
AUGGAGAAAAAUAACACAACUAUCACCUUGCAGAAUUCCAGCAACACACAAAUGGAUGUAAGCCACCAUCCAACAGACACAAAUCUGGUUGUUGCCAUCCUUAUCAUCACAUCCUUCUUGGUGGGGAUAACUGUGAAUGGGCUCUUCCUCUGGGUGCUGGGGAUGAAGAUGAAGAGAACUGUGAAUACUAUGUGGUUCCUCCACCUGAUCCUCACCUACUUAGUCUCCAGCUCACUCAUGCCUUUCUUUGCUGUCUUUGUCCUCCUCAAUUUCAACUGGAUCUUUGGCCAAAUCAUGUGCAAGAUCUUACUCUUCUCCUUCUCUCUGGGGAUGUUCACUACGGUCUUUCUACUCACCACAGUCAGCCUGGAUCGCUACCUCUUCACCUGCUAUCCUGUCUGGUCCCAGCGUAACCGCAGAAUACCUUUGGCACAAAAGGUAAUUGCAGGAGUCUGGCUUGCUUCCCUAGCUCUGAGCACCCCAAACCUGGCUUUUCUGGAGACUCAAGAAGAGGAGGGGAAGAUGAAGUGCAUCUAUUAUUUUAUUUUCUCCCCAAAUCAAGACGAUUUCCACGUUCAUCUGGCUUUCUUCUUGAUUCGUUUUCUGCUGGCCUUCCUGCUUCCAUUCAUCAUCAUCAUGACAUGCUACUGUCGGAUUGGUUUUGAAAUGAAGAAAAAACGCUUACUGAGGACAGGGAAGAUUUCCAAAGUCCUGGUGGCUGCCGUAGCAUCAUUCUUCAUUGGCUGGUUCCCCUACCAUCUCUACCAUGCGUCACAGCUGUUUAAGAAUGUACCCAAAGCGACAACACAGGUUCUAUGGGAUACUACAGCCACUGGAGUUUGUUUCAAUAUCUGUUUCACCCCAAUUCUGUACCUGUUUGUUGGGGAGAAAUUCCAGGAGGUCUUCAAGACAUCAAUUUUUGCAGCGUUUAGUAAAGCUUUUGUGGACGAUCCACACUGGCGAGAGGGUUGA